GAAGCCAACUGGGUUGAGGAGGUCCUUGAGACGUGCUCGUAUUAUAUUUAUUUGACGCCUCCCUCCGUCUCGCUGUAUAUUGGGAGUAGAAAAUCGUCGCCUGUGCUACGCUGCGCUUGGUUGCCAUGGGUUCCCAGGAAGAGGAGCGGCUACUGCUCGAAGGCAGGCUCUUGGAGAAUGGAAGCGAGGGGCUCUACACCGGGGACGGAUCCGUUGACAUCAAUGGUAAUCCUGUAAUGAAGCACAAAACAGGAAAUUGGAAAGCAUGCCCUUUCAUUCUAGGAACUGAAUGCUGCGAGCGUUUAGCCUACUAUGGUAUUGCAACAAACCUUGUAACUUAUCUAACAACAAAACUACAUCAAGGCAAUGUAUCAGCUGCAAGAAACGUUACAACUUGGCAAGGAACCUGCUACCUUGCCCCUCUUAUUGGUGCUGUUUUAGCUGAUGCAUAUUGGGGGAGGUAUUGGACCAUUGCAGUUUUUUCAACCAUAUACUUCAUUGGAAUGGCCACACUUACACUCUCAGCGUCAGUUCCACAAUUUAAGCCUCCUGCUUGUGUAGAUUCUGAAUGUCCAGAAGCAACAGCAAUCCAAUAUGCUGUGUUCUUCCUGGGUCUUUAUCUGAUUGCUUUAGGGACUGGUGGCAUCAAACCCUGUGUUUCAUCAUUUGGAGCUGAUCAAUUCGAUGAUAGCGAUUCACGGGAGAGGGUUAGAAAGGGCUCUUUCUUCAAUUGGUUUUAUUUCUCAAUCAACAUUGGUGCUCUUAUUUCUAGCAGCUUUCUUGUGUGGGUGCAAGAUAACUGUGGCUGGGGUCUUGGAUUUGGUAUCCCAACAUUGUUCAUGGGACUGGCAAUCGGAAGUUUUUUUUCUGGAACAUAUCUUUACAGGUUCCAGAAACCAGGCGGAAGUCCACUUACAAGAGUGUGCCAAGUGGUGAUUGCUUCCAUUCGCAAGUGGAAUGUAAAAGUUCCCCUUGAUAGCUCCCUCUUGUAUGAACUUCCUGAUAAGAGCUCAGCAAUUGAAGGCAGUCGAAAACUGGAACAUAGUGAUGAGCUUAAGUUUCUUGACAAGGCUGCUACUUUGUCAGAUUUUGAUACCAAAACAGAAGGUUCUUCCAAUCCUUGGACACUCUGCACUGUAACCCAGGUGGAGGAGCUAAAGAUCUUGGUCAGGAUGUUCCCCAUCUGGGCCACCGGAAUCGUUUUUUCUGCCGUAUAUGCCCAGAUGUCAACCAUGUUUGUUGAACAGGGAAUGGUCCUCAAUACCACCAUUGGAUCCUUCACCAUUCCUCCUGCAUCCUUAUCAACCUUCGACGUCAUAAGCGUCAUCGUAUGGGUUCCGGUCUACGACAGCAUCCUUGUGCCAAUAGCAAGAAGGAUCACUGGAAAAGAGAGGGGCUUCUCUGAGCUCCAAAGGAUGGGCAUUGGCCUCUUCAUUUCAAUACUGGCAAUGACUGCUGCUGCUUUUGUUGAGAUUAGAAGAUUAGAUAUUGCUAAAGCUGAAGGCUUAGUGCAUGUAAAAGCUGCAGUGCCAAUGAGCAUCUUGUGGCAAAUUCCUCAGUAUUUCUUGGUCGGUGCUGCUGAGAUAUUCACAUUUAUUGGACAACUGGAGUUUUUCUAUGAUCAAUCUCCUGAUGCAAUGAGAAGCCUCUGCAGUGCACUCUCACUUAUGACAACUGCACUUGGGAACUAUUUGAGUUCCUUCAUACUAACCAUUGUGACAUCUGUGACAACAAGGGGAGGAAAACCUGGAUGGAUUCCUGAUAACCUCAAUGAGGGCCAUCUUGAUAACUUCUUUUGGCUUAUUGCUGGACUUAGCUUUCUCAACAUGUUGAUUUAUGUUUUCUGUGCCAACAGGUAUAAAUGCAAGAAGGCUACUUGAUUUUUGGCUGAGAUGGUGAUAGUGCCAGUAUCUUGUUGUGCAAAAGAAUGUAAAUUUGUUAAUGUUGUUUGGAUAGUUCCUUAUUUUCAAACAAUUUCAUGAAGCCUGAACGAUUGAGCAUGUAUAUAUGUGUAUACUUGGUGUUACUUUUC
This is a messenger RNA of Dendrobium catenatum, 2032 nucleotides long. RefSeq names its product protein NRT1/ PTR FAMILY 8.3. Gene Ontology annotation, molecular function: transmembrane transporter activity. The coding region runs from base 126 to 1880 and encodes 584 amino acids. Gene Ontology annotation, biological process: transmembrane transport; oligopeptide transport. The transcript has 5 exons. Gene Ontology annotation, cellular component: membrane. Lineage: Eukaryota; Viridiplantae; Streptophyta; Magnoliopsida; Asparagales; Orchidaceae. The record is from RefSeq and is a predicted model, not a curated record.